AUGAACGUGUCUGGACAUGUGAACCUGACGGCUGGGCAGGUGGUGGGCGGGCGGUUCCUGAUCGAGGGCAGGCUGGGGCAGGGCGGCUUCGGCUCCGUGUACGGCGCCCUGGGCCUACACACAGGCAGCCGCUGUCCCUCAAGCGUGCUGGCCAUGGAGGCGAAGGGCACCACCGUGCGAGGCGUCAACGGCAGCCUGGCGGGCGUGGGCGUGGUGAUGGCGGGCGUGCUGGCGCUGCUCGCGGAGCUGCACGGGCGCGGCUUUGUACACCGGGACGUGAAGGCGAGCAACAUCGUGCACGGCGACCCUGCCGACCCACGGGACCCGCGCCGCCUCUACCUGGUGGACUUUUGGCUGGCGGAGCGGUUCCGCGCGCCCCGGGGCGACCAUGUGCCCCUGCGGGACGGCGUGCGGCCCAAGGGCACCUUCCAGUACCUGAGUGUGCGCAGCCACCGCCAGCUACUGCAGUCCCGCCGCGACGACCUAGAAUCCCUGGCCUAUGUGGCGGGUGUGUUGCUCAAGGGGCGCCUGCCGUGGGCCUUCUCGUCCAGGCGGCGCCCCACGCACCCCAAGGCGGCGCUCAUCAAGGAAAGCCGCACCCGUGCCGUCUUCAGCAGCUGCCCGCGCGUCUUUGCUGACUUCCUGCAGUGCGCGCGCGGCCUGGAGUACGCCGCGGAGCCAGACUACGCCGCCUGGCGCCAAGCCUUCCUGCACCUCGCGGCCCAAACCGACCCGCACGGCGUCGCGCUGCACAAGUGUCGCAUGGACGUGUACCGCCCUCACCACCGCAACAAACAUUACAAUAACCACACUAACCACAGUAACCACACACACGUUCCACAACACUAA
Molecule: messenger RNA, 849 nt
Organism: Portunus trituberculatus (swimming crab)
Lineage: Eukaryota; Metazoa; Arthropoda; Malacostraca; Decapoda; Portunidae
Product: casein kinase I-like
Exons: 2
Coding region: 1-849 (282 amino acids)
Biological process (GO): protein phosphorylation
Molecular function (GO): protein kinase activity; ATP binding
Source: RefSeq, a predicted model, not a curated record